AUGAAACUUUACAGGUUAUGGAAACUUAAUAUCUCGUUAGUGUUCACGACUCAUGCAACAUUGUUAGGACGUCAUCUUUGCGCUGGUGGUGUCGAUCUUUACAACAAUCUUUCUCGAAUUGAUCUUGAUCGAGAAGCUGGUGAACGGCAGAUUUACCAUCGUUAUUGUAUUGAAAGAGCUGCCGUACAUCUUGCCCAUGUCUUUACCACGGUCAGGUUGGUCUAUCUUGUUUUUUUACUUGACAGUUCUUUCUUGGUUACCUACUAUUCAGCUUAUACGCAUUAUUCUCGGCCAAUAACUUGCUAG
Messenger RNA from Cooperia oncophora, 306 nucleotides. The record is from the annotation of a GenBank genome assembly. NCBI's taxonomy places the organism in Eukaryota, Metazoa, Nematoda, Chromadorea, Rhabditida, Trichostrongylidae.